Trichoderma asperellum CBS 433.97 is the source of this 981-nucleotide messenger RNA. The record is from RefSeq and is a predicted model, not a curated record. NCBI's taxonomy places the organism in Eukaryota, Fungi, Ascomycota, Sordariomycetes, Hypocreales, Hypocreaceae.
AUGCACAAAGAAGUUCCUUUACUUGAGAUUGAGCCACAAGAAGAAUCACCGCUGUUCUCUCUUUUACCCCCUGAAAUUCGCACCAAAAUCUUCACUUUUGUGCUGUCAGAUUAUGAAGAUACUGAUUCUCCAUACCACAUCGACACCUGCUACUCGCGACCUUCGUAUUUCGCUCCUCGCAAGACUAGCAUCGAGCUGCUGAGGACAUGCCGCGCCAUAUACCGAGAGACCUGGUUCCUCCCAUUCAUUCUCACGGAGCAGACGCACUGGAUUUCUGCUCCGGAUCGCGCACCUCCCGGUUACCAGAGCUGGCACAGCAUAAGGAAGCUGAGAGAGCUGCUCCCUGAAAUUAGUCGGCAGUUGAGCCAAGACAAAGUCGAAAUUGAGAGCCUUCACGCUUUUGCGCAGAUGUAUCGUGUAGAGGAAGGCGGAUUAGCCGAUCUGCUACAUACCCCCGGUUUACAUCCUCGCCGGCUAGCGUUAACAAUUCGCCACACGGACUGGUGGUUCUGGGAAAACGAUGAGCCGCUGCGCUUCGAAGCUGAUUGGAUUCCUAGAGCAGCAGCAGCAAUGUCACCUUCGACGCAAGAAUUUCGGCUUGAGCUCGAAUCACUAGAACGCAAAAAGGAUCAAAUUGACACCAUUGGCAAGCAUAUAGCCGAGAAUUGGUUCUUCAAGAAAUCUGAUGGCAAUGUUCUGUACGCGGACGUCUCGGGCAAAUGUCACGAAGUAUCCCGAUGGACCGGUACGAGUACGUGGCACAAUAAGCGAUGGACUCGUGAUGAAAACACGGAUGGCAAGCUGGAUUAUUACAUCUUAACUAUCACCUUUAUGUCGGAGUCCGCCCUGCAUAUUCCAGUGAAUCUCAAAAAGGCCCCAGAAGUGAACUCAGACUUGUUCCAUUUAUCCGGGGAAUUGGGCCCUAUGUAUGCGACCCCAAUGUUACCCUUGCCUAGCGAGUCGGAUGAGGAAGAUCUCUGA